CGAAUGACAUUCUAUCGACAAUCGUUAACUGGAUAUUUCUGCAUUUCCGCGGUUCGCGCGCUCGUCAUCGUGAUGCAUCAUCAUGCAUCUUCCAUAAAAGUCUCAUUUUCAUCUUCAUAAACCGAUCCGAUCAUGAUUCGAUGACGAGGCGACCACAUGAACGUGUUGCUUGUUAACUUUCUUAAACUGGAGUGUCAUGUAAAAAACAAGCUGCAAGUGUAAAGAGAAAAAUAUACGAAGCCAAGGCCACGAUCCAAAGUGUCUCCUGUCGUCUGCUCUUGAGAUUCUUUUAUGCAUCUGCAGAACUGACGUCCAGCUUUCGAAAAGAAACGAAAUUAAAGGUAAAAGCUGCUGGUUAAAGUUCAAGGUUUUUCGAUCAACCCAAGUGUCUCACAUUCACAUUCCUCAUACUUGUACCUCAAGUAUGUACGAAUGAAGAAAAGUUAUCCGCCGUAACGUGAUAACGAGAGACGCGUGUGCUGCACAGAAAUCACGUAUACCUAUAUAUUGUAUAGGAAAUACGGGAACGCAAAAGCACUGUGUGGCAUAUAAGAACGUAUUCCAUUCAAGCGGCAGAAGCAGCACCUCCUUUGGCAUUGCAGGGUCAGAGAGCUAGGUACACAUGCCUUCCUUUAACCAUUGAAGGGGCGCACGAGGUAACGGCCGUUGCGAGGGAGCAGCGCAAAUAGCUCGCUCUCGUCGAUGGUCCGCUGGAUAAUGUGGGAAUCGGGGGACAUCAAUAGUAAUCAAGCCACCAACAACCAAAGACAGAGUAGUGGCAGCAACGCCAAAGGGAUAUACCGUCUCCUAGCUUUCAUCAGCUUCUGUCUGCUCAUCUACAAGGCCUGGGGUCCUUUAUUGCUCGUCACCUGUUCCCUCGCCGUCAUCUUGCAUUUGUGCUACUCUCUCCACGUCAACGAUAGCGUCUUCACGCCUUACUCGCUUGUCUUGCUCGGACACGCAAAGAGCUUGGCGCUUGAGCUGUCCCAGACCCUGCAGGCGCUGCUUCAAGACGGACUGCAUAAGUCGAGAGUGUUGUUGGGAUAUUUAAGGAAGCAGUACGAAGAGAAAUUCAAAAGUCAAAUCGAUCCAGCUGAGAAUAACAUUAUGAGCGAUGCCAAGAGAAAUUUGUACAGGCCCAGCGUACUUGUGAACCCAAAUUCAACUGACAAUUUGAACCCAAGAAACAGUGAACUGUAUCAUUCUUUUGCUUUGAAUGGUAUUGCUAAUAUAGGCAAAACUUCAACUCCAAUACCCAGAGGAUCCAACUUUAAAAAAAAUGAAAUGCAAAAUGGAGGUGUAAACGUGUUCACUCCAACGAAUAAUACUUUAAUUAAGAAUGUUUCUUCAUCAAAAACUGAAAAUAAACCAACUCUCGACUUGUCCCAAACCGAAGAUAUCCUAUACAGUUCGAAAAAUUCAUCUUGGAAUUACAGCAUGAGUCCCAAAAGUAAAGACAUGUCAGAAAGCAUUAGGACAGUACAAAGUGUAGCUGGACCUCUUUUAAACUCAUCUCGAUACAACAUUGAUCCAAAGUUGUACACAGAUAUUAAUUCUCCUGGACUUUCAUCACGAUUGACAAGAUAUGCUGCUCAAGCUAACAGUAGUUUAAUACAUCAAUCUCAGUAUGGUGCAGGUCAGUUUCCUAAGGUGAUUCUUAAUGCCAGUCCUAUACCAGUAUUGAGUCCAACAGCCGUGAAAUCUAGAAUGCCAGUUACAGUCAGAGUUGCACCGCCAGAAAUAAGUAACUAUGUAUCAUCUGACAAUUCCAGUCAGCAAGAAAAAUCCAAAACAUACGAAUCAAUGGAUGUCAGAGAAUCAAGGUCUUGCCCAAAUGUUGUUCAGGUUUUGAAGAAGAUGGCUGUUAAAAGACAAGCUUCUAGGGAUGACAUAAUGUUAGAUUUAGCCAAAAAGCAAAAGUCAGAUCAAGAGUAUGAAGAUCAGUUGGAGAAUCUUGAAGAAAUAAUGCAGAAAAGAGCGAGAGAUGAGUCAACAUCCGAUGGUGAACCAUCCCCACAGUCAAAUAAUCAAAGGCCAUCAAAGAAGCAAAAAUCGCUCUCUUGUCAUGAUGUUUUACACUCACUUAGCUCUAGUAACAAUGUCUUUGCCGGUACUAAAAGAAAAGCCAUGGACUCAUCUCGUUGCAGCUCGCCAGUUAAUGAAAAACAUUUUAAACCAUCGAAUACAUCGACAUCUCCUACAAGAAGCUCAUCUUUAACAUUAUUGACUGCAAAAGAACUCGCAAGAUCCAGGGAACAGUUGAAUGUAAGAGUGUCGAUUGAAAAUGCUUCUGGCGAGCCUCAUCAGAAUCGAAUUCAUCAGAAUUUGUCAGAAACUUCACAGCCAGACAAUGAUGUGCCGCAACGGCAGCAGCCGUCACCAGCAACCACAUUAAAUGUAUCUUCUCCCAAAAUUGUUAAAGAAACUGUUCUUCCUAAAGAUGAAACAUUUGCGGACAAAUUGUUUAUGAAACCCGAGCCUACUGCAGAUGAAAAAUUAAAAUCCUUGAUUAAAGAGCAAGGAAAGGUUGAAGCUCAGUUCAAAACUAAUAAUAAGAAUGAAAUUAAGAAGCAAGAUAUUGAUAACAUGAAACAGAACAGCAUGCGCCAAAGACUCAAAAGCAUGUUUGAUGCAAUAUCAGGAAACUAUGCCAGUAAAAUUGAUCCAGAUGUAGUUAUACAGGCAGAGGAAGUAAAUACGAAGCCAACUAUAACGGCUUCUUUUGCUACUUUAAAUUCCUUAACAACGACGACAACCGUCAAUACGUCACCCAUAACGACAACCAUAGUGCCGAUUUUAAAAAUUGAUGCCACUAGCAAGUCUGGACCCGCUUCUAAGCACGUUACCUUCAAUAUACCCGCAUCUUUAUCAUCAUUAAGUAGCAGUAGCAGCAGUUUAUUAGCAGUUUCAACCCCAGAAGCUCCAAAGUCGACCGAGUUGAAAACUGUUGUAUCAUCAAGCUCGACAGAAUCAAUCGCAACCUCGACUUCUGGUGCAUCAUUCAAUUUUGGUAACAAGCCAGUUACCUCUUCAACGGCCACGAGCUCUUCCUUAAAUCCAGCUAGCACAGGUGGCUUUUCAUUUUCUGCAAAUAGCAGUGUAAGCACGACGGCGCCAAGUACCAGUGCAACUGAAACAAAAAGUCCAGCUAGUAAUAGUACGAGCACGCUGUUUUCCACAACAUCUACAGUUAAAACCGCUCCAAGUGCGAGUAGCAGUGCCGUUACGUCUGGAUUCUCUUUUGGUACUACAACAGUGGCAAAAACGACGUCUCCGACAUCAUCAGAUUCUUUUACUCCGUCACCAUCGAUGCCUUCGUUUUCUUUUACUUCACAUACUACUUCCGUACCGUCAUUCUCUUUCAGUUCUAGUACAACUUCUUUGACAGCAUCGACAUUUUCUAUAAACUCUAACGCUUCUCUGACAAGUGCAAAAAGCACGAACUUAACUUCCAGUACCAGUACUCCAGUGUUAGGUUUUGGAAACACACUUUCAAAGAGUCCUUCAAGCACCUCUAUUACACCAACAACCACAUCUUCAUCGACAAACCUUAUUAGUACUCCUAGCUCGAUAUUUACCGCUUCAUCUACAAAUUCACCUUUUUCGAUGAACAACGCAUCAAACAGCAAUACAAUUCCAGUUUCAACUUCAGCUACUGCAACCACCACUGCAGCAUCCACCUUUAGUUUCAAUACUAAUAAUAAGCCUGCUACGGGUGGUUUUUCAUUUAAUACAACUACAACAUCUACCUCGACUCCUAUUGUUUCGUCAUCAACGUUUAACUUUGCAACCGGUUUGCAGAAUAAUGCAACCUCCGCUAGCUCAGCGAGCACAUUCGCGUUGCCUUCAGCGCCUAGUAGCACAUCUACUGCACCUGCACCAGCUUUUAAUUCGGCACCGUCGCCUUUCAAUACAUCAACCAACUCUCCGAGCAUAUUUAGUGGAGCAUCUGCAAUGGGAUCUUCGCCAAUGUUUAAAAGUCCUGCCAAUACCGUAGCACCAACGACCUCUGCUCCAUCAAUAUUUAGCAAUUCACCCUCAGUUUUUGGAACAACGCAGACUUCAAUAGCACCAACGACAACAACGCCAAGUUUAUUCGGCAAUAAUGCGCCAGUUAAUACGAUUCCAAGCCUGUUUGGAAAUACUGCUUCGACAACGAUAUCAACGGCACCUACGAACUCACCAUUCGGCGUUCCAGCUACACAGUCAUCACAACAGAGCAGUAUAUUCUCAGGCAUAAAACCCACAACAACAAUGUCUUCUUCGAUAUUCGGAACGUCCACUCCAUCGGCCUCACUUUUCAGUGGUACCAAUUCAGCUGCUAAAAAUCCGGGAUCUAGCACAGGAUUAGCUGAGAACACAAACAUCUUUGGACAGUCUAAGCCCUUUAGUGGAGCUACCUCGACCUUUGGUACAAAUAACCAAUCAUCUGGCUUUUCCUCACCUUCAUUGAACAAUCCCAGCUCUGCUAGUUCUCCCACGUCAGCUUUUCAGACGUCAAACAAUCUGUCUACUUUUGGAAAACCAAUGACCACGUUUGGUGUUCCAUCAACUACUUCUGGCGGUUCUAUUUUCGGCUCGACAAGCACCAACACUGGGUCGGUCUUUGGUUCACCAAGUACAAUAACUCAACCAGCUUUUGGAUCAAAUACACCAAGUAGUACCUUUGGCAUUGCAUCUUCCAACAGUACCUUCGGUCCAACAGCUUCAAGCAGUACUUUUGGGUCUGGUGCAUCAGCUCCAGCAAAUAUAUUUGGUUCAAGUGCAACGACUCAAACCAGCACUUUUGGUUCGAGUACGUCAACUUUUGGCUCUGGUUCGUCAGCUUUUGGCACUCCGAACGCAACGACUUCGCCUUUUGGCGGAGCUUCAACCUCCACACAAGCACCCUCACUUUUUGGCAACACUCAGACCACGAGUCCUGCAAAUAGUGCCACGUUCUCGUUUGGUGGUGCUCAGGCUACUCAGCAGCAACAACAGCAACAGCAGCCUGGCACUGCUUUUACCUUUGGCAGUACUAGCAAUGCCAGCACUGCCGGCAACGGAGGAAUGUUUCAAUUUGGCGGAGCCAAUGAAGUCAAGCCGGCCGGUUUUAGCUUUAACGCACCCACUGGAGCGCCUAGUAUCAAUUUUAGCGGGUCAACGGCACCUCCGGCUUUUAACGCACCAGCUCCAAAUAUGUUUAGCAUAGGCGCGGGUUCGUCAACUCCACGACGUUCCAGUCGUUCAAGACGACAGAGAUGAUGGAGAGUGUAACAUUGUCGCCUACAUCUUCUCGAGUAAUUUUUUUAGGCAAAAUAAAAAUUAUGCGCGUUUUAUUAUCUCUCUAUUAAGCUACGUUCUCAUAAUCAUGGAGAUUCAAGCUUAAUCGGGGGAAUGAAAUACGAAGCAAAGCAGAGGGGGAACCGAAAUGAUCGAAUGUCGCUGAGAUUAUAUAAAUAUUUAUAAUGUGAUUUUGUUUAUACAAAAAUAGGGGUUAAACCAUAAAUAGAAAAAAAAACUGAAUUGAUUUAUAAAUGCCAACGUAUUUAAGAAUAAAUGAUGCUUAUAAAAUACUUGUACACUGCCCUCGUUACACUUUUUUUACCGAUUAGCUAGAUGAAUAUGAACAUAUUUUUGAAAUAAAUCUUCGUCGAAUUUAUAUUGUAUGUAUUUUAUAACCGCAGGUUGGGUAACCCCUUUUUUAAAUUUUUUUUCCUCCCCUUAGAAAAUAAAAAUAGUGAUACAACAAAAGAGUGAUCACUGUUUGAUGACUUGUAUUCCUUUGCGCGAGAUCAAUAGGCGCACAUCUGUACAAAACGAUUAAUUGCGAAUUCGUCGCCUAUUUCAGUUUCCUUGACGCUUUUUGUUUAACAAUUAGAGAACUCGGAUGUAAAUGAAUAUUUUUGGAAUAAAUGAAUCAUUGAGAAAGUUUAAAAAAAUUAAUCGUAAGUUACACUUAUCAACUGAAUGAAUGAUUCUUCCUGUACAGAUAAUGAUUGACGAAAGCAUAGUGAAAAUAAUUUUGUUUUAUGUCGUUUGUUAUUUUUUUCUUUUUAAACUAAGCUAUGACGCUUUUAAACUCGAUGAUUACAGAUAAUCGAUCGAGGUGUGUUAAACAUUAUGUCGCGAUUAUAACACAUUGUUAUCAAAGUGCAAAUACGUAGGAGGAAUGAUUCGUCAGCUGUGAUGUUAGUAAUUAUAGAAUGCAAAAUGCAAAACUAUAUGUAGUUAGUCUUGAUAAAUCGACCUUAAGCUUGUUGAAAAACUUCGAUUGGUCUAUUGAUAAAUUUAAAGCAAGCUCUGCGUUUCAUAAAAUCCAAUCAAUAAUGCUAAGAACUUGGAAUUAUAUUUAACAAUGAACUAAGAUUAUUAAGCAUUUUAAGAAGCUGGAAGUUUUUAUUCAUUUUGUAGCAAUAUGAGGUCCAAGUAAUAUAUUUAUAUUACAAAUUUACCGUUCGUCAGUGAUAUCGAGAUAGUCUUGCAUUGUCUAUGAAAUGUUGUGUUAUUUUUCUUUUUGUAUAAAAAACUUACACAGCCUCAAUAAAUCAUUCGAGAUUAACAUAAAA
Messenger RNA from Copidosoma floridanum, 6548 nucleotides. RefSeq lists its product as uncharacterized. Lineage: Eukaryota; Metazoa; Arthropoda; Insecta; Hymenoptera; Encyrtidae. The record is from RefSeq and is a predicted model, not a curated record.